Siniperca chuatsi (mandarin fish) is the source of this 1964-nucleotide messenger RNA. RefSeq names its product histone H2B 1/2. Gene Ontology annotation, cellular component: nucleosome. Lineage: Eukaryota; Metazoa; Chordata; Actinopteri; Centrarchiformes; Sinipercidae. Gene Ontology annotation, molecular function: structural constituent of chromatin; DNA binding; protein heterodimerization activity. The record is from RefSeq and is a predicted model, not a curated record. The transcript has a single exon. The coding region runs from base 38 to 412 and encodes 124 amino acids.
CUCACAUACAUUUCACUGCGAACAGCGAAUUGUUACCAUGCCUGAACCACCGAAACCAGCGCCCAAGAAGGGCUCCAAGAAAGCCGUGACCAAGACCGCCGGCAAGAAGGACAAGAAGAGGAGGAAGACCAGGAAGGAGAGCUACGCCAUCUACGUCUACAAGGUGAUGAAGCAGGUCCACCCCGACACCGGCAUCUCCUCCAAGGCCAUGGGCAUCAUGAACUCCUUCGUGAACGACAUCUUCGAGCGCAUCGCCGGUGAGGCCUCCCGCCUGGCUCACUACAACAAGCGCUCCACCAUCACCUCCAGAGAGAUCCAGACCGCCGUCCGCCUGCUGCUGCCCGGGGAGCUGGCCAAGCACGCCGUGUCCGAGGGCACCAAGGCCGUCACCAAGUACACCAGCUCCAAGUAGACGACGACCUUCCUCCUUACUGCCUCCAUCUUAAACCCACCAAAGGCUCUUUUAAGAGCCACACACUUUCCCUGAAAGAGCCAAGUUCCAGCAAACAUUAACUGCAUUAACGCCAUUAUACACGUUUCUUAUAUAAAAGGACAAUAUUCAUGUCAAAUGUGGUGUUGAUUCUAAUUAAACUUGUAUACAUGUCAUUAUUUACUUAAAGCAUACAGUGGCAUCUGCUUUUGUUUAACAUGUCUUGUGUUAAGUGUUCAAAUCUAUAAUACAUAACUAAAACCUACUUAAUGUGUAAUGGUUCCCAAUCAGGUCCCUCUAAAGGGUCACAAGAUCUAAAAAAAUGAGAUUUAACAUUUUUGCCGCGUUUUGUUUUUCUCUGAAAGCGCAAACAUGAAUUAAAUUGUUUUAUAUGUAUUUUGACGCUUAACUAUAUAAACAUAACAUGUUAUUGCUUCUAUAUCCAGCAUAGUGUUAACCCUUGACUUGUAUAAAGCACGGAGCAAUCUGCUUUGCUGUACGGCACUUACUCACUCAUGAAUAACUGAAACGUGUUUGAACGAAUAUAGUCGAUUACGUGCAGUUGUGAGUGUGUUUAGAGUUAAUAUUAAGGUGUAGUGCCACCAGUCUCUCGGUGUAAAGAGAACAGACAUAGUCAAGGACACCACCACAAAGUGCAAAACAACAUGUAGCUGCGUCAGAUCAGCCGACUGUAGAAUAGGAGGGCCGACUGUUGUGUUUGAUCGUUAAACCUGCCAAUUUUUACAUGGAGGUGAAUAAAACGGGGGGAAAUUAGUGCUGAAAGGUCGGACACGUGCACAUUUGGGCUUAAUUACAAUGAGAAUGGCCGUUUCCUGAUUCUAUUCUGAAGGCGAGGGGGUGACGUCAACGGUGUCGUAGUUUGUUUUGUCAGGGGGAAUGUUCCCGCCCAGCAGAGGCUGAGCCAUUAGUCCUCAACUACGUCCGCAGAAUGACUUUAAGUACCGACGCUCUGGACCCGUUAGCCACCAGUUACUUUCCUAGAUUUGCUUUCGGUUUUUCAACGGAACAAACGAGACUGAGAAAAUGAGUGGGCGGGGAAAAGGCGGCAAAGGGCUCGGUAAAGGCGGCGCCAAGCGGCACCGUAAAGUGCUCCGCGACAACAUCCAGGGCAUCACCAAGCCCGCCAUCCGCCGCCUGGCUCGCCGCGGCGGAGUGAAGCGCAUCUCCGGCCUGAUCUACGAGGAGACUCGCGGGGUGCUCAAGGUCUUCCUGGAGAACGUCAUCCGCGACGCCGUCACCUACACCGAGCACGCCAAGAGGAAGACCGUCACCGCCAUGGACGUGGUGUACGCGCUCAAGAGGCAGGGCCGCACCCUGUACGGCUUCGGAGGUUGAACCACCACCUCCUCAUCCGGCUGCAACACAACGGCUCUUUUAAGAGCCACCCAACUCUCCUCAAGGGCUGACUUCCUGUUUAUUAUAUGAACAUAAUAUUACAUAUAAACAUCUUUUGUUGUUUGCCUCAGAAAUCUAGAGAUUUGUCUCCAUGCCAAUAAAACUCAUUUGAAUAAUA